AUGGCGGAUGGACCCAUCCCCACCACCAGCGCCUCCACCACCAGACCAAAGCGACCACGACCACCUUCAGGACGCACCAACCUAGCCUCAUGUGUCGUGGCCACAAUCUUCUUAAUCUUCAUCAUCAUCGUCAUCCUCAUAGUCUACUACACAGUUUUCAAACCCCAAGACCCCAAGAUCGCCGUCAACGCCGUCCAGCUCCCCUCCUUCUCCGUCACCAACAACACCGUUAACUUCACCUUCGCACAAUACGCCUCCGUUAGAAACCCUAACCGAGCCGCUUUCUCUCACUACGACAGCUCUCUUCAAAUCCUCUACUACGGUAGCCAGGUCGGGUUCAUGUUCAUCCCCGCCGGCCAGAUCGACGCCGGGAGAACACAGUACAUGGCCGCAACAUUCUCUGUCCAGUCUUUCCCAUUGUCCGUACCGCCGAAUAUGGGUCCCACGCUGGCGAAUGGUGAUGGUGUAGGGUUUAACUUCGGGUUGAGAGUUCAACCGACUAUGGAGAUUGAGUCGAAGCUCGAAAUGGCGGGGCGUGUUAGGGUUUUGCAUUUCUUCAGCCAUGAAGUGAAGGUUAGAACCGGUUGCAGAGUCGCCAUUGCCGUUAGUGACGGUUCUGUGUUAGGUUUUCAUUGCUAA
Molecule: messenger RNA, 639 nt
Organism: Vicia faba (fava bean)
Lineage: Eukaryota; Viridiplantae; Streptophyta; Magnoliopsida; Fabales; Fabaceae
Source: the annotation of a GenBank genome assembly